Messenger RNA from Symbiodinium sp. CCMP2592, 3240 nucleotides. The record is from the annotation of a GenBank genome assembly. Lineage: Eukaryota; Dinophyceae; Suessiales; Symbiodiniaceae.
AUGGCGGGACAUGUCCUGCGGUGCGUCAUCGCAGCCGCUUUGACCUCGCAGCUUCAGGCGAUCUGCCCGGAGACGUGCAAGACGGGAAGUGGCCAGGAUUUUCCCUGCCGAUACUACAAGAACGGCGACUGCACCGUUGAUUUCGUGAACAACCCCAGCCGCAAUGCCAGCCAGGAUAUCAACAUAGCCGUCAUCAGCCCGUACAGCGGGAUUAUUGGUGAUAUGAUGACCAUGGCUGAGCCGUUGCUGGCACUGGCAGCACAGGAGAUCGAGGAUAGCGGCUGGCUGCCCGGCUAUCGGGUGAACCUGCACCUCACGGAUUCGGGAUGUGACGAGGCAAUCGGAACAGAGGCCACCAUAGAAGCCUUGAUGAAUGGUCCUCCGAAGCACGCGAUCCUUGGCGACUCCUGCAGUCAGGCCUGUGCCGCAGUGGCGGAUGCCGCGCGCCUCUUCAAGGUGCUUAUGGUAUCACCAGGCUGCGACUCGCCCAGCCUCAGCGAUCGCACGCGAUACCCGUACUUGACACGGAUGACUCCCUCGGACCGUUUCAAGGUCACUGCUGUCUACGAGGUGAUGAAGAUGUUCUCGUUCCACCGCGUUGGCGUGAUGGACGGACCUCCCUACACUGCAGGCGCCAAGGACUUUUUCCUGGAACUGAUUCAGCGGGACCUGGAUGCAGGUACCUAUGGUUGGACGGUUUUGCUGGACAGAACCGUUGGCAGUCCUGCCGAUGCCAUCAGUGUAGCGGAUGAAGUCCUUGCUCGUGAUUCGCGAAUCAACCUUAUGGUUCUCCCGGAGUACAUGGGCAUGUGGGUUCUGUGCCAGUUCUUCUUGCGCGACAUGCUUCCACCGGACUAUGUCUGGUUCGUCGCAGCUUUCGGCAACUGGGUCAAUGGAGUCACAGCAGUCGUGGCUGAGACCGCCGAAUGCCCAUGCACAGCGACGCAGCUGGCCAGGGUUGCUGGCGGUCUCAUGAUCAGUGGUCGGUCACCCAUCCAAAGCACGAGUGAUCUUCACGGCCUCUCGGGAACGAGACUCUCCGAGAUUUCGAAUUACUACAACACCGCCUGCCAGCAGUUUGCCAACGGACAGGGUGCAUGUGAUUAUGUGUGGACGGGCUAUUUCUAUGAUGGCCUUUGGCAUUUAGUAUCCUUGCUACACACCUACUUGAUCGAGCAGAACCAUUCCGCAGCAGAGUUGGGUACUGCAUCCUCACGCUCGGCACUCUACGAGUUGUCUCUGAAGCAGGACUAUGUCGGCUUAACGGGCCGGGUGCGACAGUUCAACACUAUCGAGCCCACGACAGUCCCGCCUUCAUAUGGUGACCGAGAUGGCGUUCAGCUCAUUCGGCAAAUCACCGGUGGAACGGGAAACGAGUUCAGCGAACUUGCGUACAGAACGGGAGACGGAGUGUGGUGGUUGCGUGAUUUGCAGUGGAGUCCCUUCGACAACAACAAGGUGGUUCCCUGCAGCACAGGUGUUUGUAGCCUUGGUGACGCUUUCGUGCCCACGGACAGGAUAAACCAGUGCCCCGCUGGCAGUGUCUUCUCAGUGCAGCUUGGCUGUGUCGACUGCGGCGUGGGUAGAUAUGCAACGGCGGGCAUGACAGAAUGUGAGCCAUGCGAUGUGGGCACUUUUGCCAACCAGACGGGCCGUGCCGGCUGCCAUCCCUGCACAGCUGGUAGCUUCAACAACGUUCUUGGGGCGGAAGGCUGUGAGCUUUGCGGCCAGGGCUUCUUCGCAAACGAUACAGAAGCGACGGACUGCGCCAAAUGCCCCAUCGGCCAGUAUGGCCCGCAGAAGGGACUUGCCGAAUGCAGGGAGUGCCCACCCGGGAGGACCACAGGAUUCUCGGGUGCUGUCGAUCAGGAAGCAUGCCAGUGCCAGGGCGAGUUGUACCAGGGCAGAUGCAUCACCUGCGCUUUCAACACACGCUACGCAGCCGGCCAAUGUCUGCCAUGCUCGGAAGGUUUGAGGUGUGAUGGCAGUAGCACGGCAGAGGUGGAUCCUGGAUACUACACAGAUCCAAGUGCUCCGUUUGACGUCUACAAAUGUCUCCCUCAAGAGUUCUGUACCGGUGGAUCGCCCGGGGCGUGUGCAGGCGGACGGGAAGGCAUUCCCUGCACGCAGUGCCCAGAAGGACAGGCGUGGGCAGCGGGGGCGUGCGAGGAUUGCACGCCUCUCAGCCUGGCUGGCUGGCUCACUGCUGGUCUUGCAGGUAUGCUGACAAUUCCGGCGCUCUACUACAUGAUGAACAUGAAGCAGACUGCCAAAGCCACCACUAUGCUGGCCACCUCAUGUGCCCUGGCCAUGACUAUCAGCAUGCUCCAGAACGUGGGCAUCGUCGGAUACAUAUCCUUCUCCUGGCCAUCCGAGCUACAGUGGAUGUUUGAUCUCAUGAGCCUUUUCACCCUGGACUUGCAGGCAGUAGGCUUCGAUUGCGUAUCCAGCUCGCCAGUCGCCGGCUACCACAUGACGGCCGCCAUGCUUCCCUGUGCUUUGCUUUGGCUCAUCGUGUGCAGCCUACUCAGCAAGGUCCUCCCAAUGCAGUGGCAGUUCGAGAGCGCGAAGGUCGUCAGCACCCUCGGGCAGUUCGUACAGGUAAGCUUCACGAUCUACAGCAAGGUUGCUCUUUCUCCGAUGAUGUGCUAUACGCACCCAAAUGGGAAGAGUGGCAUGCUGGAGCACAAUGGCAUCUUCUGUUUCGAGAGCGCCGAGCACACGCCCAUGUUCUUGGCAGGACUGGGACUUCUUUGCGGUAUGGUUGGCUUUUAUGCGUUGGCCAUUUGGGCCACGAUCGUAGCACCUUCCAAAGCCUCUGGUGGCAACAUUUGGUUUCUUACCGCCACAAAGUUCUUACUCUUCCGCUUCCGCAGCGACUAUUGGUGGUUUGGUACCUUCAUGUUGCCUCGAGGCCUUAUGCUGUCGCUGUCUAUCGUCGCUGCCGGAGACAGCCCCUAUGUGCAGAUGUUGCUCAUUGUGUCGGUGAUGCUUUGCUACAUGAUCGUGCAGCUCAUGACCUGGCCAUGGAAGUUGCCGGCCCUGAACGCCUUCGAUGCAACCAUCAGCGCAGCUCUGAUCAUGAUGAUGGCUAUCCUCGGAGCCUUCGCGCCAGACCUCAGCACCGGCAUCCAGAGUAGGCUCACGACUGCCGUGCUGGGCAUCGUGCUUUUUCUGAAUGGCAUUGUCUUCCUCAUGCUUUGCGUGACAGUCUCCAGCCUCGUUCGUGGCUUGGCUUGA